Molecule: messenger RNA, 8676 nt
Organism: Microsporum canis CBS 113480
Lineage: Eukaryota; Fungi; Ascomycota; Eurotiomycetes; Onygenales; Arthrodermataceae
Product: Fum1p
Exons: 14
Coding region: 1-8676 (2891 amino acids)
Biological process (GO): secondary metabolite biosynthetic process; fatty acid biosynthetic process
Molecular function (GO): oxidoreductase activity; fatty acid synthase activity
Source: RefSeq, a predicted model, not a curated record
AUGGGUUCAAUUGCAAUCGAAGAGUUGGUUGAAAGGAAGCGGACCGUGGAUGGCAUGAAUCAUUUACACCAUGGUGAGUUGAAUGGUGUAUCCACUGCACCUAUCAAUGCUGGUCCCAAACCACACGAUGUGCCUCCCCCCAUCGCAAUCGUGGGCAUGGCAAUGAGGCUUCCAGGGGGCAUCAAUUCCGCGGAAGAAUUUUGGGAGUUCCUUGUUAAUAAAGGAGAUGCGCGCGGACGGGUCCCUCAGUCACGAUUUAAUAUCGAUGCUUUCCACAAUAGCUCAAAACCUGGCUCAGUCAAAACGGAGUAUGGCUAUUUUUUACAUGAAGAUCCAGCAUAUGUAGACGCGCCUUUUUUCUCCAUGAGCAAAUAUGAAGCGGCAAAGCUAGACCCGCAACAGAGACUACUACUUGAAGUAGUCUGGGAAUGCUUAGAGACUGGCGGCCAAACCGGAUGGCGUGGGAAAGACAUUGGGUGUUUCGUUGGUUCCUUUGGAGAGGAUUGGUUAGAUAUGUCAAGUAAAGAUACUCAAGAUAUUGACAGAAUUCGAGCUCUUGGUACCGGAGAUUUCGCUCUCUCGAAUCGCGUCUCUUAUGAGUAUGACUUAAAAGGUCCCAGCAUCACAUUUCGAACCGGCUGCUCAUCUUCUAUGGUCGCUUUACAUGAGGCAUGCCGUUCUCUCUAUUCAGGAGAAUGCUCUGCUGCUGUUGUUGCCGGAACCAACCUUGUUCUUGCCCCGACCAUGUCAACCACGAUGUCUGACAACAUGGUUCUGUCGCCUAAUGGAAUUUGCAAAUCUUUUGACGCCGAAGCCGAUGGCUAUGGGAGAGGUGAGGCAAUCAAUGCUGUCUAUGUUAAACUACUUAACGACGCAAUCAGAGAUGGCGAUCCUAUUCGUGCUAUCAUUCGCUCGACUACAACCAACUGUGACGGCAAAACACCCAAUAUCACAACACCUGGAGCGGAAACUCAGGAAUACCUUAUACGGCAGGCCUACAGCCAGGCUAAGAUUCAUGAUAUCUCAGAAACUGCCUUUUUUGAGUGUCAUGGAACUGGAACGGUUAUAGGUGAUACUACAGAGCUAUCGGCUGUCGCUACUCUUUUCCAAGGCAAAGGUGUUUAUAUUGGGGCGGUCAAACCCAAUGUAGGACACUCGGAGGGCGCCUCAGGGCUAACAGGAAUCAUCAAAGCAGCGUUGGCGCUUGAGAACAAGACUAUACCACCAAACAUACAUUUUAAUAACCCAAACCCGAAAAUACCAUUUGAGAAUGCUAAGCUCCAAGUGCCUGUGGAACCAACCCCUUGGCCACUGGAUCGCAGUGAGCGAGUUAGCAUCAACUGUUUCGGGAUAGGUGGGACAAACGUACAUACUAUCUUGGAUUCCACUCUAUCGUUUUUACCAGCAAAGGAUGGCCAUAACGCUCUUUCUGAAAAGCCUAAUGGGCCUCGACUUCUGGUUCUAUCUGCAAAUUCACAACAUUCACUCCAAAGACAGAUCGAAAACCUGACCUCUUACGUAGAAAGUCGGCCCGGAAUUUCUAAUGAUGAUUUAUGCUUUACCUUAGGUAGUAGAAGAGAACACCUCAAACAUCGGGCGUUUACGGUCCUCAAGGACGAAAAAACUAUUAAUGCAGAGAACUUUGAGAUGUCUUCGUCCACCAAGGAAAGGAGUAUAGUAUUUAUCUUCACUGGCCAAGGAGCGCAAUGGCCGGGUAUGGGUAAACAGCUACUCUUGGAAUUUGAUACCUUCCGGGGUGACAUUAGGGCCAUGGAUAGAGCUUUGCAAGCUCUACAGGAUCCACCUUGUUGGAGCAUAGAAGAGGAGCUUUUGAAUACUAGCGAUCCCGCGAGGAUUGAUGACCCCGAAUUCGCGCAAACUCUUUGCACGGCUGUGCAAAUGGGCCUAGCAAACCUGUUGAAUAAGUGGGGAAUUAUUUCCUCCGCAGUGAUCGGUCAUUCGAGCGGUGAAAUCGCUGCUGCGUACACUUCUGGUGCGAUUACCAUGGAGUCAGCUAUUAUAAUAUCCUACUAUCGUGGACAGGUAGCAAAAUCAAUUCUUAACAUUAAGGGAAACGUACGGGGUGGUAUGGCUGCCGUUGGGCUCGGCCCCGAAAAAGUGAAGCGUUUUUUGAUAAACGGCGUGGUUAUUGCGUGUGAAAACAGUCCCCAAAGUGUGACACUUUCUGGGGAUAGUGAUAAGCUCGACAAGGUUCUUGCUGAGAUUCAAUCUACCGACAAAGAGAUUUUCUGCAGACGUCUUCGUGUGGAGAUUGCUUAUCACUCCUAUCAUAUGCAAAGCUUGGCCGAGCUAUACCAUGAUCUUAUAAAACCUUACAUAACCUUCAGAAAUACCAUGAUUCCCCUUCACUCUAGUGUGACGGGUAAAAUUGUUAUCGAACCAUCUCAGCUGGAUGCAAGCUACUGGGUUCAGAAUUUAUUAUCGCCCGUCUUGUUUUCGGCUGCAGUUGCGACAAUUUUCAAUGGAAACGAUGCAGGCGCCGCAUUCCUCGAAAUUGGCCCACAUUCGGCCCUUUCUGGCCCCAUUAGACAAAUAUUCGACAGUUAUAAACCUAAGCCAGAUGCGAUCUAUAUUCCUACUCUUAUCCGCGGAGACGAUCAGGUAAUAAACUUGUUGGCCGCAGCCGGGAGAGUGUACCUGAAGGGUAACUCAGUUCUAUUCUCAGCGAUUAAUGGCCCUGGUACUGUGCUGACGGACCUUCCAACAUAUCCAUGGCAGCAUAAUCAAAAAUACUGGGACGAGAGCCGAGUAUCACAACGUUGGAGGAAUCGUCGACAUCCCCAUCAUGAGAUCCUGGGCUCACGUAUUUACGAAUCAAGUGACCUAGAUCCCACAUGGAGGAACUUACUACGUGUGGAAAAUACCCCUUGGAUUUGGGACCACAGAUUGAAUAAGAAGAUCGUAUUUCCAUGUGCGGGCUACAUUGCCAUGGCCGGAGAAGCUAUCUACCAAGUUUCAGGAUCUCAUGAUUAUUCAAUCAAGAAUCUAUUCAUGAAGACAGCUCUCACCUUAGAAGAUUAUUCAGUGAUAGAACUUGUUACCAGCUUGCAUCCUGUACGGCUCACUGAUACUGCUGACUCGAAGUGGUAUGACUUUACGAUUAGUUCUUGUAACGACAAUGUUUGGCAAAAACACUGUACAGGUCGUAUACGAUCGGGGGACACAGAAGGGUGCCCACUCACACAAGAUAGAAGGCUCUUUUCUAGACAAAUACAGCCUGACCAGUGGUACUCCGCACUAAGUAAUCGAGGCUUAGACUAUGGCCCUCGGUUUAGGGGAUUGGAAGAUAUUACAGCUGACCCAGUUACUUAUCGAGCCACUGCGGUCAUUACUGACGACGAGGAUCUACAUGAUAGCAACUACAGCCUUCACCCAACUACAAUUGACCAGUGCUUGCAGCUUUUCAGUGUGGCUUUUACACAUGGCAUCCCUCGACAAAUGACCAAACUCAGCAUUCCUAUCUCAAUUGAGAAAAUUUACAUUAACAGAGGGGGGGCAUCAAUGUCAGUCCAGGCCGAAGGCAUUGGAAGUUCCAGCAGCAUGGCAAGCGGAAACGUACUUAUGUCAUCAGAAGCGGAGGCUGUACUGUGGAUGAAAGGAGCUCAGUUCUUUACUGUUGAUGAUGAGAAUGCAAACGAGCUCAAUUCCCGCCUCGUGUCGCGAUGUCAAUGGAAACAAGAUAUUGACUUUGUACCUACAGCGGAAUUACUGCCUCCUAUCCCGUCAGAUUUAUGCUCUCGGGUCCUAAUUGGAAAGCUGUCUAGCCUUUCAGUUAUCGAGUGUUCAAAUCGAAUAAAAAAUUUGACUACCGAAUCCCCGCACUUAAUUAAAUAUCAAGAGUGGAUCGUAUCUCAGGCAAAUCGAAUGAGUGAAGGACUGGAUGAGCUUGUUCCAGAAGGUCCACAGUGGGCAGCAGCUUCUUCUGAAGCUCGUCUAGCGAUCAUGGAAUCUAUGAGGCGGGAGCUGGAGAUAGAGUCUCCAAUUGCAGCAACCCUAAUCAAUACCUCUCAAAGGGUUCUUGAAAACAGUCCCAUGAUUAUAGAAGGCAAGAUCGGCGCACUUGAAGUUCUCAUGGAGAAUGAUGGGCUGAAGGAGGUGUAUGAAAACGGAUCUCCGUUGGCAGAUUGGCCCGAGUUUUUGACGUUGCUCAGUCACUCAAAUCCUCAGCUGAGAGUUCUGGAAAUAGGCGCCGGAGUUGGAUCGGCCACUGCCAAAGCUUUGAGAAGUCUAACCCUCGCAGGGGGUACACGUAUGUAUUCUAAGUAUACAUUUACUGACAUAUCUCCUGGUGUGCUACCAUCAGCGAAAGAGAGGUUUAAAGAUUUUGAGGAAAUCGAGUACUCAAUACUCGAUAUUACACGAGAUCCAACGACGCAAGGAUUUAAAACUGAAAGUUUCGAUUUGAUUAUUGCUUCAAAUGUACUUCAUGCAACACCAGUUCUAACUGCUGCCCUGAAAAACGUGCGAGCUCUUCUUGCCCCCGGUGGUCGUUUUCUGCUAGAGGAGCUUUGCCCAGACGAUGGCCGAGGUACUGCUCCCUAUGUCACUCCUGAACGAUGGGAUCGGGAACUUCGAGAGAGUGGUUUUACGGGCAUUGAGGCAACCAGAUACGAUAGUGAAUAUCCAUAUCAUUUCGGUGCCGAUAUGAUAACACGGCGAGCUGAAGAUUGCCCGGAUAAAGGAGACGUGUAUCUCCUUCACCACUCCAAACCCCACCAUUGGGGGCAUAUGGUGGAAUCUUUCCUUUCUGAGAAGGGCUAUGCAGUUCAUUGGUGUAUAUUAGACCAAGUUCCAGCAAAUAAAACUGUUAUAUCACUGCUGGACUUGGACGGCCCAUUUUUUGACAACAUUUCGGAGGAAGACUUCCGCGCAUUCCAAACAUGUAUGUCCACCAGGAGCAACUGCCGGAUUCUCUGGGUAACACGGGGGAGCCAACUUGAAUGUGCGGAUCCUCGAUAUGGUUUGGUCUUGGGCCUCGCUCGAACGCUUAGAUUCGAGAUGGACGUAGACUUUUCUACGAUCGAAGUUGAUAGGUUUGAUAAAAACACUGCCAUUUCCCUCUGCCAUGUGCUGGAAAAGAUCCAGAGGAACCGAGAGAAACACUGGUUGGACCCAGAGUAUGAAUUCUUUUUACAGAAUGACAUUGUGCACAUCGGCAGAUUUUAUUGGACUCCGCUGAACGAAGAAAAGGCCACAGCCAAUAGAAGAAACAUGUCCAGAUUUCUAGACAUCGGGACAUAUGGCCUUUUAGACUCAAUUUUCUGGGCUGAAGAAGAAGAACCCCCGGUUGGAGAAGACGAGAUUGGUGUGGAUAUAAAGUAUGUUGGGCUAAAUUUCAGGGAUAUCAUGGUGUCGUUAGGAGCUAUGGGUGAUAAACGCGAAUUUGGGAUCGAGAGUACAGGAGUCAUCUCUAAGAUUGGAUCGAAAGUGAAGGACAUGCAAGUUGGACAAAGGGUUCUUCUUACCAGCUCAGGUGUCCUUCGCUCGUUUAAGGUGAUACCAGCAAAGCGCUGUAUCCCUGUCUCCGACGACCUAUCUUUAGAGGAUGCAGCGACAAUGAUAUCAGUAUAUGCUACUGUGAUACAUUCUCUCAUGCGCCUUGGGAACCUUCAGAAAGACCAGUCAGUAUUGAUCCAUUCUGCUUGCGGUGGUGUUGGUUUGGCAGCUAUCCAACUCUGUCGGAUAAUUGGAGCUGAGAUUUAUGUGACCGUUGGAAAUGAACAGAAACGAAAUUAUCUUAUAGAGAAACUUCAGAUCCCUGAAGACCAUAUAUUCAAUUCAAGGAGCACCUCAUUCCUCACUGAUAUCAUGCGAGAGACCGGCGGUAGAGGGGUUGAUAUUGUUUUAAACUCUUUAUCUGGCGAACUAUUGCAUGCUUCGUGGAAGUGUGUUGCAGAACUUGGUCGGAUGAUCGAGCUAGGAAAGCGAGAUAUCCUGGGCCAUGCUCAGCUAAGUAUGGAUGGAUUCUCAGGAAAUAGAGCUUAUUUCGGAGUUGAUCUAUAUAGACUUGGUGAGACAAGUGAGGGGGCACUUAGAAAGCUGUUCCAACAAGUUAUCGACUUUUAUCAGGAGGGAAAGAUCCAUCCAAUUCGUCCGAUAACCGUCUUUGAGGCUGGUGAGGUUAUUGAUGCCUUCCGGUACAUGCAGACCGGUAAACAUAUGGGCAAAAUUCUGGUAAAAAUGCCUGACAACCCAUCGGAGAUACCGCUCACCAAGGGCUGCCAAACCAUCAAUUUAUCCCCCCAUGGCUCCUAUCUACUGGUGGGCGGACUCGGCGGACUCGGUCGUGCCGUCACGACGUGGAUGGUUGAAAAGGGGGCCAGGCACUUCAUUUUCUUGUCACGAUCAGCUGGAGAAUCUGAUUCAGACAAAGCUUUCCUACACGAGCUAGCUGCUCAGGAGUGUACUGCCACUGUAGUUAAAGGGAGUGUAGCAGACUUUGGUGAUGUAAAACAAGCAGCUACUGUGGGUUUAAAGCCAGUUGUUGGUAUUAUCCACAUGGCAAUGGCCUUAAGGGAUCAAGCAUUUGAAAAGAUGACGUAUGAUAGUUGGCACACUACACUUGCGCCCAAAGUGCAAGGAACGUGGAACUUGCACAACGUCUUCAAAGACGUGCCUCUCGAUUUUUUUAUUCUAUUCAGUUCUGUCGUUGCUCUUGGAGGCAACACCGGCCAGGCAAGCUAUACUGCGGCAAAUGCCUUCCUGGAUACCUUCGUUCGCUAUCGGCAAUCCAUGAAUCUGCCGGCUUGGGCGGUCAAUAUCGGGUUCAUGCAAGGCAUUGGUUAUGCGAGCCAGAAUCUAAAGCUUGUGGACACGGCGCUUGCAAAUUCGAUAGAGAUGGUGGAUGAAUCCUAUCUCCUUGAUGCCUUACAGGUGGCAAUGUCAAACUCGAAGGGUGCCGGAUCAGGCCAAUUCGCUAUAGGACUGGGCACGUCAAAGCCUCUUUCUGAUGCUAAAACCCAGCCGCUUUGGCGGCGAGAUGCUCGGUUUACUGUCUAUGAAAACAUUCAAAAACAGGUUGAAAAGAUUGGCACUAUUAGCGGAGCGGACCUUAAAAGCUUAGUUGAAGAGGUCGAGAAGGACCCGAGUAUCCUAGACACGCAAGACACUGAAGAAAAAAUUGCAAAGGAGCUGAGAGUACUGAUCGGCUCACGUGCAGGUCUUGAUGAAAACGCGGAUAAAAAGGAAAUUGAUAAUAUGGCUAUUGAUUCUUUGAUGACGAUUGAGAUUAGAAGUUGGUUCCGCCGAAAUCUGUCCCUGGAGAUUCCAUUAAUGGAGAUCUCAAACGCGAAAACUGUUGGGGGCCUCACGACGACUACUCUCAAUGCCCUACGUCUCAAGUACCAAUCACAAACCUCCGAAGAAGAUGAAGAGGAUUGCGAUGCGCCAGAGGGUGAAGUCUCGGAGAAUGGAGUAUUCGAGGCAGACUUACAGUUAGGGAGCAAGGUGCGGCCACUCCCAGGACCAACUAUCGACUGGAAAUGCGAGUCCGAAGGUCGAGUGUUCCUGACUGGAGCUACGGGUUUUGUAGGGGCAUUUUUGCUUGCUUCACUCCUUGACCAACCAUAUGUCAGAAAAGUUGCUUGUCUUGUCCGAGCAAGCAAUGAAGAUGACGGAAUGGAACGCAUCAGGAAAGCUCUCGAAAAACACGGGAUCCAGAGAGAGCUUGAUGGAAGACUAUUAGUGGUUCUGGGAGAUUUAUCCAGUCCAAACCUAGGUCUCGAGCAGCAGCGAUUUGACGAGCUGUCCGAAUGGGCAAGUGUUGUCUUCCACCUAGGCGCGCGAAUAAACUACCUACAGCCGUAUUCAGCUCAUCGUAUAGCCAACGUCCUGGGAACUUUCAACAUACUUCGUUUUGCAGCAAACAAAAGGCCAAUAGCCCUCCAUUACAGUUCGAGUAUCGCAGCAUGCGGUCUCGGUGCGUUUGUUGGCGAACAGCAUAUUCUAGAAGACGAGAAGCCAGCUGCUGACCUUGGUAACUCCAGCUCUCAAAAUGGAUACCCACAGAGCAAGUAUGUUGUGGAAGCCAUAUUAUGGGAUGCCAUCUCAAACGGGCACCCUGUAGCUAUCUAUCGCUUUGGCCUGGUUCUGGGCCAUAGCGUUAGUGGCAUUGGCAGCACCGACGAUGCCAUCUACAGACUGAUGUCCAGCUGCAUCCAGAUAGGCAGCUAUCCCAUUGCUCCCAAACAGCGGAACCAGUUUAUCCCAGUGGACUAUGUGGUUUCAUGUGUUUUGGAGAUAUCUACUUCAAAUAAGAACCUUGGCCACACCUACAACGUGGUACAACCAGAUCAGAAAGCCGUGGUUGAUUUCCCAGCAACAUUUGACAUGCUGAGCCAAUCCUGCCCAUUCCCGCUACGGCCUAUUCCGUAUGAUGACUGGGUCCAAUCUCUUGCCAAGUUCGAGACCGCUGGAAUGGACGCGUUCCUGACGACUAUGCAACAACGAGAUAAUGAGCGCCACAGCUUCUGGGGGAACAUCCAGGCGGAAGCGCAUACUUAUGGCACUGACAACUUGCGCCAGGCGCUCUCGCAUCGCCCGGAAAUUCUCCAACUUCCGACGAUGGCUCAGCUGAUGAAGAAGUGGUCCAUUCAAUGGAUCCAGGGGGCCACUGCAGGUGUGAGGCAGAUGUCACUGGCUCAUAGAACCAAGUAG